AUGACAGUGGCCGCCUAUCCAAUCGGCACUCCCGGUGUUCCCUGGAGCCCAAAAGAAAAGACGGAAUGGCUGGAAUCUCGAAAGAUCCACCGAUCGUACCAAGAGGAAGUGCUUACCAAACUCCUAACUGACAUCAAGGGCUUUACGACGCAGGAGUACGGUACAUUGACGGUUGAGAAUAGAGACGAUGGCUACCCAUUAUAUGUGUCGAAAAGUAUCAACUGGGAGGCUUCGAAACCCAGCAUUUUGGUGACAGGCGGCGUCCAUGGAUAUGAGACCUCAGGAGUUCAAGGCGCUAUCCAAUUCAUCAAGACCAAAGCCCUUCAAUACAGCCAGACUUUCAAUGUGCUCGUGGUGCCUUGUGUCAGUCCUUGGGGAUACGAAUGUAUUGAGCGUUGGAACUCCAAAGCUGUCGAUCCCAACCGUUCGUUCAACCCCAAUGGCGAGGUUGUUGAAGGCAGAAGUUUUAACCCAGAACCUGCCACUCAGGAAUCCAUGGCGCUUAUUGGGUAUUUGAACGAUUUGGGUGUCAAACAAUGGAUGUGCCAUUUUGACUUGCACGAGACCACCGAUACCGACAAUACCGAGUUUCGCCCCUCCAAAGCAGCACGAGAUGGAAAAAAGAUGAACGAGGACGAGACAAUCCCCGAUGGCUUUUAUCUUGUCAGCGACAAGACCAAUCCACAAACUGAAUGGCACAAGGCCAUGAUUGACUCGGUUCGAAAAGUCACACACAUUGCCCCAGCUGAUCCAGACGGUACUCUCAUUGGAGAAGAAGUCUCCCAAGAAGGAGUCAUUGUAAUUCCAAAGCCCAGCAGCUUGGGCCUUUGUAUGGGUGUCACGAAUGCUGAGUAUGCCACCACCACCGAGGUCUAUCCAGAUUCGCCCAAAGCAACACCGGAACAGUGUAAUGACGCACAGGUGGCAUGCAUUGUGGGAGGAUUGGACUUUGUCAUUCAGGAGCGAAACUUGCAGUCUUGCUCAUCAACGGAAUGA
Messenger RNA from Seminavis robusta, 996 nucleotides. The record is from the annotation of a GenBank genome assembly. NCBI's taxonomy places the organism in Eukaryota, Bacillariophyta, Bacillariophyceae, Naviculales, Naviculaceae.